This is a messenger RNA of Haliotis rufescens (red abalone), 3032 nucleotides long. RefSeq names its product MAP kinase-interacting serine/threonine-protein kinase 1. The transcript is spliced from 6 exons. Gene Ontology annotation, cellular component: cytoplasm; nucleus. Gene Ontology annotation, molecular function: calcium-dependent protein serine/threonine kinase activity; calmodulin binding; ATP binding. Gene Ontology annotation, biological process: protein autophosphorylation; intracellular signal transduction; peptidyl-serine phosphorylation. Lineage: Eukaryota; Metazoa; Mollusca; Gastropoda; Lepetellida; Haliotidae. The coding region runs from base 265 to 1677 and encodes 470 amino acids. The record is from RefSeq and is a predicted model, not a curated record.
GCCAGCCGUUCACAGGGUGUAGGAUCAGUACCACAAUGGAGGAAAGCGAGUGAUCGGGAAAGUUGGGCUUUUAGCCACCUAGCUGUUAUGGCAAUGUCAGUUGAGCAAAUUGAACGUUGGAGAGAGGCAUUUUAACGAAAGUCGAUCGAAGCACGGCUACUGUUCCUAUCAUCAGGGCAGGAUAUUUUGGAAAUUCAAACAGAAAGCACUGUGUCAGCAGAGGCUUCAACCACCAGCGACUAUUUGGAAAAAUUAUCAUUCAUUAUGAGAAAUCUGGACAGUUCAUCUACAUCACGACCAAGUCCACCCCGACCGAAUUCUCUGAUGUUGGAUAACGCACUCACGAUGGAAAUGGAGAUGGUAUUCUCGGACAUGGACAACAACAACCACCUAAACAGACAGAAGGGCAGUCGCAAGAAGAAGCGACGAGCCGCAGACAUUCCUGUCAAGAAGUUUGACGACCUGUACAAAUCAACAGGUGAGAUCCUUGGACAUGGGGCGUAUGCUUCAGUCCAGACCUUUGUCAACAAAGAUUCCAACAAGGAAUAUGCCGUAAAGAUAAUUGAGAAGCAUCACUGUCUGUCGAGGAGCAAGGUGUUCAAGGAGAUUGAGAUCUUCAGCAUGUGCAGCGGGAAUGAGCACAUCCUCAACCUCGUGGAAUACUUCGAGGAGGAGGAGCACUUCUACCUGGUGUUUGACAAGAUGGCUGGUGGGACGCUGUUGGGCAACAUCGAGAGCAGAGGGCACCUUUCAGAGCGAGAGGCCAGUUUGGUCGUUAAGGAAAUUGCAAAAGCUCUGGACUUUUUACAUGGCAAAGGAAUUGCUCACAGAGAUCUGAAACCUGAAAAUAUCCUUUGUCAAAAAUCGGAUGAGGUUGUUCCAUUGAAGAUCUGCGAUUUUGACCUGGCAAGCGGAGUGCCAAAGAGUGGAGAUUCUGAUGUCCGCACCCCAGAGCUUCUAACACCAGUGGGUUCAGCUGAAUACAUGGCCCCUGAAGUGGUGGAUGCCUGGGUGGGCGAGUCGUUCUCCUACGACAAGAAGUGUGAUCUAUGGAGCCUGGGCAUUAUCCUGUACAUCAUGCUGUGCGGCUACCCUCCGUUCUACGGCCAGUGCGGAGAGGACUGUGGCUGGGAGCGGGGCGAGUACUGUCAGGACUGCCAGGAGAUGCUCUUCACUCGCAUCCAGGAUGGCAUGUUCGACUUCCCGGAGAGCGAGUUCUGUGAGGUGUCAGAACCUGUUCAGGAUUUGAUCCGCCAUCUGUUGGUGCGGGACCCCCGGGCUCGUUACUCAGCUGCUGAUGUUCUCAAACAUCCAUGGGUCAGCCAGCCACCAGCGGCCACACCCCUGGCUACUCCACAUGUGCUCACAAGAAAUAACAGUACCAAGGAUUUGGAAUCUUUUGCGGAGGCAGCUAUUUCUAUCAACCGUAUGAUGCAACAACACUUGAUGAUAUCAGACCCACCCUCAUUCUUUGUGGGUCAGUCACUGACUGAAGAAGAUGACAGUGACUCAAUGGAAGAACAAAUUCAAAUUCGCAUGAGACUUUCGCCCCCUGGAGGUUCGAGUCUGGCCAAGAGGCGGGCGAUGCGGUCUAGCCAAAGUGACGACGAGGAACACUACGGAUCAAGCACCAGUGUUGACAGCCUCUCGUUGCCAAGUUCUGGCAGUUGGGCAUAAAAUGACUGUUUUACAUAGAGAUAAUAUCGAGUCAGACCAAUCGCCAUGUCUUUCAUCAUGUUGGGGUGCGUAGGGAAUAGGGGAGGGAAGCCAAAACUUGCGGGUUGGGUGAAUGAGAGAGAGAGAAAGGAAGAACGAGUGGGAAGAUACAUCUUCUUGGGAAGAGAUGUUGCAUAGACUUGUUACACAGAUUCAGUAUUUUAAUCAUUACCAUUUUACAUACAUUGUUCAUUAUUUCAUCAUCAGUGUGUAUCGUCCAUUGUCUACGUCCUGUUUUAUUAUGUUUGUAUUUUUGACACAUUUGCAUGUAUUUUUUUAUUGAGCCUUUGAAAUCGAACUCGGCAAUGGAGGCUGCCUUGUGGUGCAUGUCGGGUUUCCGUUUCACUGGUUUUGUUACAACUCAGGAUAUUCAGGCUCUGCUACCUUUGACACGUUGUGGAAAACUACAUUUGUUGGGGUGAUCUCAUAUUUAAAAAAAAGAAAAAAAAACUCGCAGCAGACAUAGUGCUUUUGAUAGUUGCAAGAGACCAUGAACUCUUAUCCAGAAACUGCAAUGAGUGUCCAGGUUCUGAGCCCAAGCAUUCAAAAUAUGUGUGAACUGUUCCAGAAUCAUGUCCGAAUUGAUCAUUCAUUGUUGGAGUGGAUAAACUCCAAACUCUCAUGACCAUUGUCGUCAUCAUCUGUACCCUGUCACCACCAUUAUGUUGUCUGUGUAUACAGUGCAUUGUACAUUACUGUCAUUCCACUGUCAAUCAAGUGGAUCAUUCCGUUAUCAUUUGAACAGUGCAUUUUGGUAUAGAUAUGGUGGGAAUACUAUGACAUGUUUCUCAAAUUAAUCAUGAAUUGCCUCCUUGCUUACAAGACUAAUUGGUUCUUGCAUGAUAGUGGACCAGCAUACACUAGGAAAUGGAUCUUUUAGUAAUAUUUAGUUAAAUCAUUUUUUCGAUGGUACCUCUACACAUUUAGCUCAAUAUGACAUUUCAGAGAUCUAUCUCAGGGUCCUAAGAAGGGCAAACAAGAGCCAUUUGGCUUGCAUAAUCAUGUCUUGUAAGCAUGGAUGCUUUAAAGAACGGUUGUAAGAGAAGCAAGGUCAGAAUUUGUCUCCAGUUUCGACAAGUUGGUGUGUCCAAUGUCGCGAGGCUGAUUCUGAAGGAAACUGUGAUAUUUGAUGUUGUAUACUUGAAUGCCAAACAAGCAUAAAUGGCAAACUCAGUGCUUCUGUGUAUACCAAGCUGGAGGUGCCUUGUGAUUCGGGACUUGGAAUCUCGCAUUAAAUUCAAUCAACCUCUGAACUAUCUCACCAAAGUUUCAAAUAUCAACUGUUUUAUAUUGAUGCAGAUUAUAUGACAGAGAAA